UGUCAAAAUCGUGAAUCUUUGGGUGAAUUUGAUAGUAUUUUGGGUUAUGAAAAAUUAAUAAAAAUAAACAAAAAUGUAUACAGAAGUGGACGUAUUUGUCAGUAAUUACACUUUAAUUGAUCCGGAGAUAUAUCAAUUGUGGAUAGAAGGCUGUUCUUCAAGUGAAGCAGUGUCUACUCUGCAUCAGAGAGGUUUCGCUAAGCAGCACGGAGCUACAGUUGAACUUAUUGCUAGCGAUGUGCUGGAUCACUACAGGACGUUUGCUCUCUUGGAGCGGUUGCUCACGGUGCCGUCGAAGUUAUCGGAGCAGAUGAUAUUCCAGAUCGACGAGGCCUCCAAACAGAUGCUCAUUGAGAAGUAUUAUGACUUGGAUGAUGCAGUGAUUAGAGAGCUGCUGGGAAGAAAACUGUCUUCGCGACACAGGAAAGAUUUAGAUGAGGUGGCUGAACGCUCAGGUGCCCCGCUGCGUUGCUGCCGGCGUCAGUUCGACAACGUGCGGCGCGUGUUCAAGGCGGUCGAGGAGAUGCCCGGCAACGUCGUCGCCAAUAUACGCACCACCUUCCUGCUGCAAGAGCCGCUGGCCAAAAAGUAUGGUGCAGUAGUGUUUAUAGCGUGCAUGCGUUUCGAGACAACCAAGAGGAAGUUACAGUAUUUAUCCUUCAAUGACUUUUAUCAUUGUGCACAGGCAAUAAUGGGCAGUUGGACAUACAGCUGCACGGGCCCGGAGUACUAUGAUACGGAGAUGGAUAGAGAGUUCCUGUUGGAGCUCAGAGAGCUGAGGAUCUUGCUCGACAAGGAGAAGGAGCAUAAACAUUUAAUCUGCAUGCGUCUCAGGCCAAAAUUGUUGGAGAAGUCCUAUCAAGAAUUGGAACUCAAUUUUAGACUAUACACUCGUGCACUGGUCGGCUUGGCGUGUAACCUGCAUCGCGGGAGAGAGUUGCGAUCUCUCUUCAUAGAUCUACUUGAAAGAUGUGUAGAGCCUCUAAGAUUGGGGUCAUGGCCCAAGACGGAUCUAGCGCAGUUUUUAUGCGCUUACGAACAAUGUGCGCUACAGAUGGAUGUGUUGAGGGAAGCGGACCUAAAAAGCGUUUGGGAGCGAUAUAUGAGAGUUAUAAGUCAAUGUUUGUUAACUAUGUAUCAUAUUUAACACAUUUACUUAAUUAUUGUAUGUCUUUGUUUGUAUUCACUCCAUUUGCCUAGGCACUUAACUUAAAGUAAAAAAUCUUGAUCAUCAUCUCCCGAGUCUUUUCCCAACUAUGUUGGGGUCGGCUUCCAGUCUAACUGGAUGCAGCUGAGUACCAGUGUGCCACAAGGAAUGAACCUCAACCCAGUUACCCGGGCAACCCACUAACCCAAAAACAUCUUGAUUUAUAUUUUUUAUUUAAAAACUUAGAUCAAAAAUAUUAAAAUUACUUGAUCAAUUGAAUCAUUAUUUUAAGCAAUAGUUUAUUCGUUUAAUAUGUAUUUGUGUAAAAAGUCCUAAGUAUCAAGAUUGUUUACCUUCAGUUAAAUACCUACUCAAAUUGGAGUAUAAAUGUUGUCUUAUGUACUUUUGGUAAGAUAAUUAUUAACAGACAAGGUGUUGAUUUGCAUCUGUGCAAUAUUUCAGGAGGUUCACAUAAAAUACGUAAAUAGUCGAUUGGAAUUACAGUAGACGGGAAAUAGUUAAUAUGCGCUGCUUUUUUUUUUUUGUUAUCGUAAUGUCGUAGUAUUUCAGAACUAACCCAAUUUUAUGAAUGAUCGUUGCGUAUGCUUUGUGUUUGCGUUUGUGUGAGGGCGCAGCACGGUUUUAAGGCCAAGUAACACACGCGCCGAGUUGAAAUACGGGUCGGUGAAUUUCCAAAAAAAUAAUAAUUACGUACCAAUUUUUUUGUUGAAUUGGGUUAAGAAUCAUUAGCAUAAUUACAUCCUUGAUUAUUGCACGGAUGCAAAUCAACAGCUUGUAUUAAAUGUAUAUUAUAAACUUGCUAAAAAUGUUAACUAUAUUGAAAUAAUGUAAUCUAGUCUGUAUGAAGAUAGCUAAAGACUCAGUGAGUUAUUAUUUCAUUUUAUAAUGGAAGAAAUUGUAUAGAAGUAUGUCUUAAAAAUUUAAUCAAUAUAUUUCUUAUGUUCAAGGCAAUUGUAAAAAUCUUCGCCAAUUAAAAUCGUUGUACUUAUAGCUUCAAAAAUAAAUUAAGAAUGUUUUAGAAAAAUAAAAACCCAUAAAUUCGAAA
Messenger RNA from Helicoverpa zea (corn earworm), 2213 nucleotides. It is a transcript of the gene Fibp, whose product is annotated as acidic fibroblast growth factor intracellular-binding protein. Bases 74 to 1147 code for a protein of 357 amino acids. The transcript is spliced from 11 exons. The record is from RefSeq and is a predicted model, not a curated record. Gene Ontology annotation, cellular component: nucleus. NCBI's taxonomy places the organism in Eukaryota, Metazoa, Arthropoda, Insecta, Lepidoptera, Noctuidae.